UCGGCUGUCAUUUAAUAAUAUUUGACAAUAGAGACAUGAUAAUGGUUUUUAAUUUUUUAUUUAUUUUCUAAAUUAAUAAAAUAUAUUUUUAUGGACAUUUAAUAAUUAUUUAUUAAGUUCGUGCUGCACAUUGUACUUGAAUGCUUAAAGUAGAAUAUUUUACGCAGCGUAUAUUGUUUGUAUAUUAAAUUAUUAUAGUGGACCCCUGAAUUUAUAUAAUGGUUGAGGAAAAAAAUAAGUCUUCACCAGAUGAGAAAUCUAAAGAGGACGUUAAACAAGAUAAGUCUGGACAACAAGGAAAAACUUGGGGUUAUGAUUUAUAUCCUGAGAGAAGAGGUACUUUUAAACCAAAAUUAGGAAGUGUUCUGAUUGGAAGAGAAGGUAAAGAGAAUAUAGACAAAUUAAAAUGUGAGAAAAAUGUUUUUGAAUGUGUAAAAAAUAGUCCAAUUGUAAAAGUUAUGAUGGCUGCUCUAAAAAGUUCUGGUUGUCCAAUUGAUAUACGGAGACAUAUAUCAUGUGAAGUUUGUGAUUAUUCUGUCAGUGGUGGUUAUGAUCCAGAAUUAAAUCAGAUUGUUGUUUGCCAAAAUGUUUCCACAAGACAAGGAAUGGUUCAAGGUGUUCUGGCGCAUGAAAUGAUCCACAUGUUCGACUACUGCCGCAAUGAGCUUGAUUUCAAGAAUAUGGAACACUUGGCAUGCACAGAGAUACGGGCCGCAAACCUUACCCACUGCUCAUUUGCUAGCGCGUGGUCCCAGGGCGAUGCCUCAUGGUUGAAGAUAAAACAAGCGCACCAGGACUGUGUAAAAACCAAAGCACUGUAUUCAGUGUUGGCUGUACGGCAGAUUGGCAAGAGAGAAGCUGUCGACAUAAUUGAAAAAGUCUUUCCAAAGUGCUAUGCAGAUUUGGAACCUAUUGGUAGGCGGAUAAGGAGAAACUCUGAUGAUAUGAUCAGAGCUUUCAAAGAAGCAGCAUAUUAUGGUUACGAGUAAGCAAAUAUUUUGUUAUGUCUGUAGAUAGUUAGUAGUAAAUAUGUACAUUAUGUAAUAAAGUAAAUUGUUGAUAUCAAUUAUAAAUAAAACAUCUAAAAUGAUUUAAAAUAGUGUCUUUUAUUUAUUACUCUAUAAUUUACUUAUGUAUCGCCUAAAAUCAUAGCUGUGUAUAAUACUGUCCCUUUCACAGAUUAUUUUAUUGUUAUAAGUAUAGAAAGCUAAAGGUGUGAAUAAUUCUAUAGGUACAAAAACAAAGUCUGGAAAGGCACAAAUUUUCGUUUACAGGACACAUUAUAUAUGAGGUCUGGGCACGUUAUGUUUACAAUAGAUAAUGUAAAACCCUAAAUAAUAACGUAGGUACUUUAAAUAAAUU
Galleria mellonella (greater wax moth) is the source of this 1362-nucleotide messenger RNA. RefSeq names its product mitochondrial inner membrane protease ATP23 homolog. The record is from RefSeq and is a predicted model, not a curated record. Gene Ontology annotation, cellular component: extrinsic component of mitochondrial inner membrane. NCBI's taxonomy places the organism in Eukaryota, Metazoa, Arthropoda, Insecta, Lepidoptera, Pyralidae. Bases 219 to 989 code for a protein of 256 amino acids. Gene Ontology annotation, biological process: mitochondrial protein processing; mitochondrial proton-transporting ATP synthase complex assembly. Gene Ontology annotation, molecular function: metalloendopeptidase activity. The transcript has 5 exons.